AUGCACUACACUUCACCGGGCCUCCCCAACCUCAAGAAACCCCGUGUUCUCCUCGAGUCACGGGUUGACAUCGUCCUCUGCUCCAUCGCCGUUGCUCUUGCGUGCGCAUACGGCCUGUUUUAUCAGCAAAUCCCCGGUUCCAAACCUGACCCUCAACCAGACAACGAAUUCGCAGAAUCUCAUCCAUUAGAAGUCAUGGCGACGGACAUUCCCGCUGGGAGACCGGGUAACCUCACGCCGGAGCAGGAGGAAAAGUUGCGCCAGCUGUGGCAUCUCAUUCUGUCCUUGGGCGAGGAGACCAGCACCGCCGCUGCAGACAGCGCAUCUGCUAGCAUAGCCCCAAGCGAAACGUCGGCUGCCGGAAAAGGCGACAAGCCCAAGAAGAAGCGCACUUCAUUGUUUAGCCGCAAGGAUAAGAAAGAGGGCGCCGCGACAUCGACAGCCAUUCCAGCUGGUAUCAAGGAGGAUGGCGAGGACAAAUACGGUCAAACGCAACAGUUCAAGGAGGCUUUGGCCAACCAGAGUCCCGAAGCUUUGCGCGCCACGAUAUGGUCCAUGGUCAAGCAUGACCAUCCCGAUGCCCUUGCCCUGCGAUUCCUGAGGGCGCGAAAGUGGGACGUUGAGAAGGCUUUCGUUAUGAUGAUCUCCACGAUGCACUGGAGAUUGACGGAGAUGAAGGUUGACGAUGAAAUCAUGAAGAGUGGUGAGGCUGGUGCGCUCGAAGCUGCGCAAAAUUCCGAUCCCAAGAUUAAGCAGUUGGGAGAGGACUUUAUGGCCCAGGCUCGUUCAGGCAAGACUUUCAUCCAUGGCCUUGAUAAGGGAGGACGCCCGAUCUGCCAGGUCAGAGUGCGCAUGCAUAGACAGGGGGAGCAAUGCGAGGAGAGUCUUGAGAAGUAUACUGUCUUCUUGAUUGAGACAGCUCGUAUGGUUCUGGCUCCUCCCGUCGAUACUGCUGAUUACACCCCUGUGAAGUUCAUGAUCAAAUGCUUCGAGGCAAACUACCCCGAAUCUCUCGGUGCUGUUCUGGUGCACAAGGCCCCGUGGGUCUUCCAAGGUAUCUGGAAGAUUAUCAAGGGUUGGCUGGACCCGGUCGUAGCUGCCAAGGUCCACUUCACCAACAAUGUCAAGGAAAUGUCAGAGUUCAUUGAGCCAAGCCACAUUCUCAAAGAGCUCGACGGCCAGGAAGACUGGGACUACAAGUACGUGGAGCCAGUCGCUGGAGAGAAUGAUAAGAUGAAGGAUACGGCAACAAGAGACGCGCUGCUUUCUGGAAGGGAAGAACUGGUCCACGAGUACGAGGAGACAACCCUCCAGUGGAUCAAAGAGGCCGGGACAGACAAGGAGGCAGCCAUCAAGGCACAGCGGGAGGAACUUGCCCGCAAACUCAGGGAUGACUACUGGAAGCUCGAUCCUUACCUCCGAGCAAAGUGCGUCCUGGAUCGGACUGGCGUUAUCCAGGAUGGUGGCAAGAUCGACAUGUACUCCAAGGGGGCACCUGCUCCCGCCACUCCCGCUCCCGCUACAGCAGCUCCUACGCCGGCUUCCGCACCCGCACCCGCGCCGACUAACGGAGCUCCCGCGGUCGAGACAUCGGCCGAUGAUGUAGACUAG
Messenger RNA from Colletotrichum abscissum, 1611 nucleotides. RefSeq names its product CRAL/TRIO domain-containing protein. NCBI's taxonomy places the organism in Eukaryota, Fungi, Ascomycota, Sordariomycetes, Glomerellales, Glomerellaceae. The record is from RefSeq and is a predicted model, not a curated record. The transcript has 4 exons. Bases 1 to 1611 code for a protein of 536 amino acids.